Messenger RNA from Trichoplax adhaerens, 987 nucleotides. RefSeq lists its product as uncharacterized. Bases 1 to 987 code for a protein of 328 amino acids. The transcript has 4 exons. NCBI's taxonomy places the organism in Eukaryota, Metazoa, Placozoa, Uniplacotomia, Trichoplacea, Trichoplacidae. The record is from RefSeq and is a predicted model, not a curated record.
AUGGCUUCUCAAAAAUCUUUAAUGAGUCAAGAAGAAUUACAAUUUCGAUUGUCUAAAAAGGUAGCGGAAUUAACCAAAGUGGUCCACUUAUUAUUUACAAAAAAUCGCGAAAAGGAGUUGGAAGUCGAAGCUGUCAAAGAGGCCUACGAGAAAGAAAUUGCUAUUGUGAUUGCUGAUGCUAAAACAAGAAUCAGUAAGUUAGAAAAUGAUAAUAUUCAGCAGCAACAAGCUCAUCAGAGUGAAUUACAGCAACUCCAUGAAGAAUAUUCGCAACAAUUACUGGAGCGAGAUGAGGCUUUAAAUAAAAAAGAUUUAUCAUUUAUUGACCAAAGAAAUCAACUAGUGCGAGAUAAUGAAUCUUUAAACUUUGAAGUUAAAUCGUUGAGGGAAGAACGUAAUAAACUCAUUCAAAAAAUGAAUAAAGAUAUUGGCGAAUUAAGCAGCGAACGUGACGAUAUUGAUAUUAAACUUAAUCAAGAAAUUGAAGAUUUAAAGCAAGAGCUGAAGAAAGCCAAAAAUAGAAUACAUGAUUUAACCGAAAAUUUAAAAGAUUCAAGUAAAGAUACAACCCAACAGAUAGAAUCAUUGACCAAGGAAUUAAACGAAGUAAGACAAAGUAAAGAAGCCAAUCAAAAUAAGGUGAAAAAACUUGAAGCUGAUAUUAAAACAUUAAAGCGUAAGCUAGAAGAUAAAAAUCGAAUUUCACCUAAAUCAGAGGUAUAUCGAGUUACGCAGAAGUACGAAAAUGAAAUAGCCAAACUAAAGAGGGAAAUUCAGAAAUUCAGGAUGGAGCUUUUGAAUAGGGAAGACAAUUACAAUAGGGUCUUUGCAGAACAACAGCCCAUCUUGAUUGACCAAACGACGAUCAAACUGCCAAACUAUCCUAGCCUACAACUAAGCAUGAAAUCAAGAGAAAAAAUCUCCAGUUUGCCAUCGUUAGAUGCUACCGCAGCGAUUGUUGGGAAUAAAUAUAGCAAGAAGAGAUAA